CAACAUGUAUGUAAAACCUGGUCAGCAUAUUAAUAUGAACAUAAUAUAGUCUAGAUAAGUGUGUUUAUUAUGACAAGUUAUUGGUAUCUACAGUCUGUCGGAUUAGAUAUGAAACAUGGAAUCAGAUAGAUAACAGAAAGUGUCCAAUGCCAUUAAACUAGUAUAGAAGAAUUAUAUCCAGAUGUAAGUGCUCCAUUGAAAAUAGAGACUUUUAGUGCUUCUACAUAAUGAGUGACCAUAAUAUUUAUACAGGCAGGAAGCGCAUGAACAGCUGCCAUCUUCACAAACCUCGCAAGAAAAUUCGGAAAAGACGAGAAAGAGAUACUUUAGCAGACGCCAUAAAAUCUUGCAUUCCUAAUCUAACAGCCGAUGUUACAGUGCACGAGAUUGAAGAUAGCGCUAUUGAGAAUGGAUGUAUUACAGAGGAUGACCGUAGGCUGAUAUACAAAAGUGACGACAGAAAAAAGCAAGUGCGGUCUGUCGUGCUCAUCAUAACUAAAAGAAGUUACGAAACAAUGAUCAAAUUUCUUGAUGCUCUUAAACCUGCUUACCCCGACCUUUCCAAACAAAUAUGGCACCAUUAUGAGAAAGGUCUCAGGUUGAGACCGAAGCAUAUAAUUUCCAGACGGUGCCCAAUUUGUCAGUUAAAGAACAGCGUUGAUGUGGAGAUUAUCAUAGACGUGUUAUUCAGCAAGAAUAUCAUAAAUGAGCAUAUUUAUGGAAGUAUAAAUUCAAGUAACAAAAGCGUCGGCCAACAAGAUGAAUUAUGGGAAGCUGUACUCGAGUCAUGCUUCCAACAAAAUGUAGCUGAGUUUUUGCUUGAAUUACUAGAUGGAACAGGACAUUACUCGCACAUUACCAGUAGUCUACGGAAACUGUUUAAAAAUAAUAAUUGCUUUCAAAGUUUCUGUACAUGCUCAAGCUAUAAUUUGGUCAUAACACAAAGCAAAAACAGGACAUUUUCAAAUGAUAGCAAUACGUCAUACUACCCACGAGAAAGUUCAGAGUCUGUGAUAAGCAGCGAUGUGGACCUCGCGAGUGAGCCAGAGAUUUGCCAUAGGUCUUCCGUUUCUAGCCGAGAACAAGAAGAUACACACUUUUUUCCAGAAAUAACAGUAGAGAAAAGCACAUGUGAUAUACAUGACCCGCUAAUAAACACCUGUAUGCAUCACCAAAGUCCAGUCGCAGAGGUAAAUGAACGCAAAAUCGCUAUACCUGAUGCAUCGUUUACCAUUCGCCCGGAUACCAUUCAAAAUACAACUACUGAAAACGUCAAAAAGGAAUACGUGCGCAUGUUAUCGUCACCAAUGCAUGGCAAUCCAACAAAUUUAAUUUCUGACGCAAGGAAACCCAAACGGUUUAAAAGUAUCGUGAAUUCUGCAAUGGUAAAAUUGAGGGUUGUUAAAAGAUUCAUGAAUAAAGGCCAUUCCGAAGGAUUAUCAAAGAACAAUACACCAGAAAGUGUACUAGUAUGUGAAACAGAACUGUAAACCACAGUUUGUGAAUAAAUCAUUUACCGUGGUAACUUUUUAAAAAGCAAACCAUUCUUCAGUGAAUUCUUGUUGACAGACAUCCAUAAAUACAUAUUUUGUAGUACACCAAAUGCACAGACUAUGGUAUACCUUCAGCAAAAUAAUUACAAUUUCAAUUAUUGAUAGGUACUUUGUUUAGCGAUACAUAUAUCUCAAGAGAUGAUUUGCUUUAAGAUUUGUGUUAAUGGUUUAAGUGCUGUGUUUAAGCGACUGUCGAGGAUUUCAUAUUAAACAUGACAAUCAUUUCAACAUUCACGUAGGAUGCAAAAGAUGACUGACACCACAUUACAAUAUAUCUUUAAAAGUGCCAUGUAACUCUGAUUUGGACUGACAUUACCUUCUUCCAUUGUUGCGGAAGAAUUUUUAAGCGAAAUAAAAAUCUGGCGUAGGACAAAGACACUUUUCCUUGGUGUAACGUACAUGAAUUAUAGGAAAAUCAUUUUCCAUCAUAAAUAGGUAAUAUAUUUAGGCAAACAGCUUAAAAUAUUAACAUUGGAAUUUAAGGAAAUCGAAAUAUUAUAAAAUAUAUUUGAUCGUUUUUCAUUCUAGCACUUGUAUAUGUGUUAUAUACUAUGACGAUUUGAUAAUCUGAUGUUUUGGAAUAUUUCCUAACACAUCAGCUAAAAUGAAUUUCAAUAUAUUAAAGUUUUGUCAAAUAUGCAUUCGUUUAAUUUAUGUUAUAACGAUUGCGAAUAUAUAUAAAUGUGUUUCGUGUAUUCUUAACACGACAACAUGUAUAGUGAUCGUCUAACUGCACU
This is a messenger RNA of Ruditapes philippinarum (Manila clam), 2290 nucleotides long. RefSeq lists its product as uncharacterized. The record is from RefSeq and is a predicted model, not a curated record. NCBI's taxonomy places the organism in Eukaryota, Metazoa, Mollusca, Bivalvia, Venerida, Veneridae. Gene Ontology annotation, biological process: regulation of apoptotic process. The coding region runs from base 228 to 1490 and encodes 420 amino acids. The transcript is spliced from 3 exons.